Molecule: messenger RNA, 31150 nt
Organism: Epinephelus moara (kelp grouper)
Lineage: Eukaryota; Metazoa; Chordata; Actinopteri; Perciformes; Serranidae
Product: titin-like
Exons: 124
Coding region: 224-31150 (10308 amino acids)
Source: RefSeq, a predicted model, not a curated record
UUCCCAGCCUCGCCUCGGGUGGAGGGAUUGCACCGAGGGAAAGCAAAACUACACUGUGACCGUGUAGUUUUGUUUUUAUCAGGGGGGGGUCUGGAGGCUCAACCGUUCUCACCUGGGAUUUUUGUGGAAACAUUGUGGAUAAGGAGACAGUUUCCUGUCUGAGUCACCUGGGCUCCGUCCCAUCAGUCUGAGGCACUCUUGGAGAGACAAGGUGCCGACCAACAUGACAACACAGGCGCCGACGUUCACGCAGCCGCUACAGAGCGUCGUGGCACUUGAGGGUAGUGCCGCGACGUUCGAGGCUCAAGUUAGUGGUACUCCAGUUCCUGAGGUGAGCUGGUUCCGUGAUGGCCAGGUUCUUUCCGCCGCCGCUUUGCCCGGCGUUCAGAUCUCGUUCAGCGAUGGCCGCGCUGUUCUGAGGAUCCCCGCCGUGACCGCCGCACACAGUGGAAGAUUUUCUGUCAGAGCCACCAACGGCGCUGGACAAGCCACAAGCACCGCCGAACUACUCGUUACAGCUGAGACGGCGCCUCCCAGCUUCCUUCAGAGACUGCAGAGCUCCGCAGUGAGACAGGGCAGCCAGGUGAGGCUGGACGUCAGAGUCUCAGGUAUCCCAACACCUGUGGUGAAGUUCUACAGAGAGGGAGCCGAGAUCCAGAGCUCGGCCGACUUCAGGAUCCUCCAGGAGGGAGACCUGUACAGUCUGCUGAUCGCUGAGGCCUUCCCAGAGGAUUCUGGGACAUAUUCUGUGACCGCCACCAACAGCAGCGGACGAGCCACCUCCACUGCUGAACUGCUGGUUCAGGGUGAGAUAUGUGAAGAAGCCGUUCCAGCAAAGAAAACUAAAACAGUGAUUUCGACGUCUCAGAUUUCACAGACACGUCAGACCAGAGUUGAAAAGAGGAUGGAGGCCAGUUUCCAGGCCACUGCCAUGAUGGAGAUGCAGGUGGAGGGCGCCGAGCUGACACAGCUGGCUCACAAGACUCCGCCCAGAGUUCCUCCUAAACCCACGUCCAAGUCCCCGACUCAGCCCUCGCUGGUCGCCAAGGUGACCGCAGGACGCCAACAGUCACCAUCACCUGUCAGACACGUGAAGGCGCCCACGCCCACGCCUGUCAGGCCUGCCUCUCCUACUUCAAGACUCUCAGUCUCCCCCAUCAGGCCGGUCAAGUCCCCCAUCACCGCACGCAAGCAAGUGGCCGUCGGCGCUGAUGUCCUGCCGCCCUGGAAGCAGGGAGACUACGUGUCAGAGGCCAGCUACACCAGUAUGACCAGUAUGACCAGUAUCACCCAGCGGGGCCAGGAGCAGCGCUGGGAGCAGGUCACCGGAGUCAGAGAGGCUGAGGGAGGGAAAAGAGCCGGGGCAGUGGCCACGGUGAUGGCUGCCGUUGACCUCGCUCGUGUCCGUCAGCCUGUGCAUGUCAAGGGCGAUCCAGCUGAAGAGGAGGAGGCUGAGGCUGUAGAGGCAGAGUUAAGGCAGGAGGCCGCCGCUGCCGCCGCUGCCUUGGCUGCCGAUCAACAGUAUCAAGCCAGCCGGACAACAACAAGAGUACAGGCUGGUCAAAUGCUUACUACUGCUCAAGAGUUUACACCUGAACCAACCCUGCCACCGCUUCAGAUUCAGAAAACAACAGAAAUCAUCUCCCAUAUGGAAACUGGUCCCGCUCCGUCCCCAGUUCCACAUUUCACAGUUUCUAAAGUUUCUGUCCCAAAACAUGAACCUAGCUCUGAGGUUUCCAUCGCCGGCUCUGCUAUCGCCACUCUGCAGAGGGAGUUAUCUUCUUCCUCUGCCACAGCUAGAAAGAUCAUCAAGCCAGUCAAGUCUCCCAGUCCGUCUCGUACAGUGGUGGAGACCAGAAAGACACUGGAGCCAAUCCCUCCACCAUUCAAGGACUUCGCUGAGAAAUAUCAGAGUCACUUAGGCACUGAGUUACAGACUGGGAAGGUGUUCUCGGGGGGCUUGGAGAGAGUAUAUGAGGAGUGGGGAGUCCAGGUGAUGGAGGCAGCAGCUGUACCUGCUGCAGGUGGCGCCGUAGUCCCACCCACACUGGUUUCAGGCUUGAAGAACACAAAUGUGACAGAGGGCGAGUCGGUGACCCUGGAGUGCCAGAUCAGCGGUCACCCCACACCUGUCAUCAUGUGGUUCAGAGAGGACUACAAAAUUGAGAGCUCCAUUGAUUUCCAGAUAAGCUACGUGAACGGAUUCGCCCAGCUGGUGAUCCGCGAGGCAUUUGCUGAAGACAGUGGACGCUUCACCUGCACCGCCACAAAUGAGGCUGGAACUGUCAGCACCUCCUGCUACCUGCUUGUCCAGGUGUCCGAGGACAUCGAGGGCAGAGAGGAGAUGACUAUUGUCACUGAACGUGUUGAAACUGCCGAGAAACUAGUAACCGAAGAAGCCAAAGAGGAGGUGGCUGAGUCAGAUGCUGCAGCCGCCGCUCCCUUCUUCAUCAAGACACCAACCAUCCAGAAGCUGGUGGAAGGAGGAAGUGUCGUGUUUGAAUGUCAGGUUGGAGGAAGCCCCAAACCUCACAUCAUCUGGAAAAAGAGUGGUGUACCACUCACCACUGGGUACAGAUACAAAGUUGCCUACAAGAAGGAGACUGGAGAAUGCAAGUUGGAGAUCUCCAUGACCUUCGCUGAUGACGCCGGAGAAUACUCUGUCUUUGCCAAGAACAAGCUGGGAGAGGUCUCAGCCUCCGCCAGUCUGCUGGAGGAAGAGGAAUAUGAAGCCUACAUGAAGAAACAAGAAGCAACAUUUAAGACUGAAGUGACAGCCGUGGUGCAGGAGCCCAAAGUGGGAGAUGUUCCCCCCGUUGUGGUUACGACCAUGGAGCAGAUGACCACCACCAUUAUAUCUGGACAGGAAUUCCAUCUCUCUGCCAUUGAGCUGAGGAUCAUCCAGGAGAUUGAAUUCCGCAUUAUGAAGAUUACCUACAAAGAGAUUGUGACAGAAGACGGAGAGUUGAUGGUGACCGCUGACCCCACUGAGGCCGUGCAGCCUGCCUUUGACACUCCCGUCAAAAACUACAGGAUCAUGGAGGGAAUGGGCGUCACUUUCCACUGCAAGAUGAGUGGAAUGCCGCUCCCCAAGAUUGCUUGGUUCAAAGAUGGCCAGCGUAUCAAGCCUGGCGACCGUUACCAGAUGGAAGUUCUUCAAGAUGGACGAGCCAGCCUUCGUCUGCCUGUGGUGCAACCAGAAGACGAGGGCGUCUACACCGCCUUCGCCACCAACAUGAAGGGAAAUACUGUCAGCUCUGGGAAGCUCUACGUAGAGCCAUCUGGAGCUGGAGCACCUCAGAGAUUCGCACCACAGCCAGCGAUGCAGAGGAUCAGGUCCACAUCUCCUCGUUCUCUGAGCCGCUCACCUGGACGUUCUCCCAGCCGUUCUCCCGGACGCUCACCAGCCCGCCGGCUUGACGAGACAGAUGAGGCUCAGCUAGAAAGACUCUACAAGCCUGUCUUUGUCAUGAAACCUGCCUCAUGUAAAUGCUCUGAGGGGCAAACCGCCAGAUUCGACCUGAAGGUUGUUGGCAGACCGAUGCCUGACACAUACUGGUUCCACAAUGGACAACAAGUGGUUAGUGACUACACCCACAAGAUAGUAGUUAAAGAGGAUGGUACCCAGUCCCUGAUUAUUGUCCCAGCCAUGCCACACGACUCUGGAGAGUGGACAGUCAUCGCUCAGAACAGAGCUGGACGUUCGUCUAUCUCCGUCACCCUCACUGUUGAUGCUAAAGAAACUUUGGUGCGCCCCCAGUUCAUUGAGAAGCUGAGGAAUAUCAGUGUAAAGCAGGGUACUCUGGUUGAGUUGGCUGUCAAAGCCAUUGGAAACCCCCUGCCUGAUAUUGUCUGGCUGAAAAACAGUGACAUUAUCACCCCACACAAACACCCAAACAUAAGGGUGGAAGGAACCAGAGGAGAGGCCAAAUUCCAGAUUCCCUCAGCAGCUGGCUCAGACAGCGCCUGGUAUACAGCUACAGCCAUUAACAAGGCCGGCAGAGACACCACUCGCUGCAGAGUCAACAUUGAGGUGGACUAUGUUGAACCUGAACCAGAGAGGAAGCUCAUUAUUCCCAAAGGAACCUACAAAGCCAAAGAGAUCACCCCUCCAGAGGUGGAGCCCCUUCAUCUGCGAUAUGGUCAAGAGCAGUGGGAGGAGGGUGACCUUUACGACAAAGAGAAGCAGCAGAAACCACAGUUCAAGAAGAAGCUGACCUCUGUCCGAAUGAAGCGCUUUGGUCCAGCUCAUUUUGAGUGUAGACUGACCCCUAUUGGUGACCCCAACAUGGUAGUGGAGUGGCUGCAUGAUGGCAAACCUCUGGAAGCUGCUAAUAGGUUGCGCAUGGUCAAUGAAUUUGGCUACUGCAGUCUUGACUAUGAAGUUGCUUACGCCAGAGACAGCGGUGUCAUCACCUGCAGAGCCACCAAUAAGUUUGGAGUCGACCAGACCUCGGCCACCCUUGUUGUCAAGGAUGAGAAAGGCCUUGUUGAGGAAAGCCAGCUUCCUGAAGGCAGGAAGGGAGUGCACAGAAUGGAUGAGAUCGAGCGCAUUGCUCAUGAGGGAGGACCUGCAGGAGUCACCACUGAUGAAGAAAUAGAGAAGACCAAACCUGAGAUUGUCCUUCUACCUGAACCAGCAAGCGUGCUGGAAGGCGACAUUGCACGAUUCCGCUGCAGAGUGACCGGCUAUCCAGCACCCAAGGUUAACUGGUACCUCAAUGGGCAACUCAUCCGCAAAAGCAAGAGAUACAGACUUCGUUAUGAUGGUAUUUACUAUCUGGAGAUCACUGAAAUCAAAUCCUAUGAUUCAGGAGAGGUCAAAGUGGUGGCUGACAACAUCCUGGGCUCAGCUGAGCACACCGUGAAACUGGAGAUUAAGCAGAAAGAGGACUUCAGAACUCAUCUGCGCCGAGCCCCAGAGGGUAAGGCAGCUGAGGCACCUGAACCUGGAAAAAUGCCCUUUGAGGUGGUGAAGGUUGAGAAGCCCACAGAGGACUCUCAGCUGAAAGAGGUAGUCAAGCUCAAGAAGGCCCAGAGAAUCGUCCGCGAGAAAGCAACGGAGGAGACAGAGGAGCUAAGGAGCAAGUUCAAGCGCAGGACAGAGGAAGGAUACUACGAGUCCAUCACUGCAGUGGAGCUCAAGUCACGUAAGAGGGACGACUCCUAUGAGGAUCUGCUGAAGAAAACAAAGGAGGAGCUGCUUCACCACGCCAAGGAGAAGGAGGAGGCUGAGAAGAAGAAGGAGGAAGAGCGCCGCAAAAUUACAGCUAAACCUUUACAACCAGAGCGGGUCAAGCUGUCCGCCAGCAUGGAAGCUCCAAAGAUCCUGGAGCGUAUUACCAGCCAGACAGUCGCACUGGGCGAAGAAGUCAAGUUCAGAGUCAGGGUCGUUGGUAGACCAGAUCCUGAGUGCCAGUGGUUCAAGAAUGGUGUUCAGCUAGAGAAGUCUGACCGUAUUUACUGGUACUGGCCUGAGGAUCACGUGUGUGAACUGGUGAUCAGAAAUGUCAGGGCCGAGGAUUCUGCCAGCAUCAUGGUCAAAGCUUUGAACACCGCUGGAGAAACUUCCAGCCACGCCUUCCUGCUGGUGCAAGCAAAGCAAGUCAUCACCUUCACACAGAAGCUGGAGGAUGUGAACGCCAAAGAGAAGGACACCAUGGCUACUUUUGAGUGUGAAACCAAUGAGCCUUUUGUCAAAGUCAAAUGGCUGAAGAAUAACAAGGAGAUCUUCUCUGGAGACAAAUACAGGAUGCACUCCGACAGAAAGGUCCACUUCCUGUCUGUGUUGGUGAUUGACAUGAGGGAUGAUGCAGAUUUCACCUGCAUGGUUGUAGAUGAGGACAUCAGUACAACUGCCAGGCUCAAUGUUGAAGGAGCCCCUCUGGAGAUCCUGAAGCAGCUGGAGAGCACUGAGGUUCCUGAGACAUACACUGGAGAGUUUGAGUGUCUCGUGACCCGUGAAGAUGCUGAGGGCAGCUGGUUCUUUGGAGAAAAGAUGCUCUCUCCCAGCAGUAAAUACAUCAUGUCCUCCCGCCGUGGAAGACACACCCUGUCCGUCAAAGAUGUCAAGAAGGAGGACCAGGGAAAAUAUACCUUCAAAGUGGGCGAGUUCAAGACAAGUGCUUCACUGAAGAUGAAAUUGCGUCCAGUGACCCUGGUGCAGCCUCUGACGGACCUGACCGUCUGCGAGGGCGACAUCGCUCAGCUGGAGGUCAAGUUCUCCCAGGAGAAUGUUGAAGGAACCUGGAUGAAGAACGGGGAGCCAGUCACCGCCUCCAACCGUGUGCACAUUGUUAUCGACAAACAGAUUCACAAACUUCUGAUUGAAGACACCACCAAGGACGACCUUGGAACCUACUCCUUUGUGGUUCCCGAUCAGGCAAUCACAACCUCUGCAAAGCUGGUCGUCCAGACAAUUGGCAUCUUGAUCCCUCUGAAGGACACUAGCGCCGUUGAGGGCACCAAGGCUGUUCUGGAGGCCAAGAUCUCCGCUCAGGAUAUCAGUUCAGUCAAAUGGUACCACGAUGACAAACUGCUGACACCCAGCGAACGAGUCCAGAUGGUGGCCAAGGGAGCCAAGCAGCGUCUGGUCUUCAACAGGACCUAUGCCUCUGAUGAGGGACACUACAAACUGGUUGUUGGCAGAGCCGACACCAGCUGCAGAUUUUCUGUCCAGACUGUCCAGAUUGUGAAACCGAUUAAGGACAAGCAGUGCUCUGAGUCUGAGAACGUCACAUUUGAUGUUGAGGUUUCUCACCCGGGCAUUGACGCCUUCUGGACCUUCAAGAGGCAGCCUAUCAAAGCAGGCCCCAAGUACAAGAUGGAGUCCAAGAACAAGCGCCACACCCUGACUGUCUUGAACUCAAUGAAGGAUGCGGAGGGCGAGUACAUGUUCGCGGCUGGUGAGAAGAUGUGCACUGCUUCACUCACCGUGAAAGGUGGUGCUAUCAAGAAGCCCCUGCAUGACUUGGUGGUGGCCGACUCUCAGACCGCCAUGCUGGAAUGUGAAGUAGCCAACCCGUCCGCUGAGGGCAGGUGGCUGAAAGACGGUAAUCCUGUUGACCUUAAUGAGAACACACUGAGCGAGGUGGACGGCGCCGUCAGACGCCUCGUUAUCCUCAUCACCAAAGCCACCGAUGUCGGAGAGUACACCUACCAGGUCGCCACCUCCAAGACCUCAGCCACCCUUAAAGUCGAGGCUGUGAAGAUCAAGAAGACCCUGAGGAACCUGACCGUGGUCCAGACUCAGGAAGCAGUUUUCAGCUUGGAGCUGACCCAUGAGGACGUGAAGGGAGCGCAGUGGAUCAAGAAUGGGGUUGAGAUCCAGCCCAGCAAUAAAUGCGAGAUCACUGUUGAAGGCACAGUCCACACCCUGAAGAUCAACAACUGCAACACACAGGACGAGUCUGUUUACUCUUUCAAACUGGGAAAACUGUCUGCAAACGCCAGACUGAACGUUGAAACCCUCAAGAUCCUGAAGAAGCCAAAGGAUGUGACGUCACUGUUGGGUGCAACUGCUGUAUUUGAGGUGGGCAUCUCCGAGGACAACAUCCCUGUUAAAUGGAUGUUCAACAACACAGAGCUGAGGCAGGACGAGAACUACAGGAUGCUCUCCGAGAAGAAGACCCACAAACUGAUGGUCCAGGACGUGGACAGCAGCAAAGAGGGAGAGUACACCGUUGUUGUGGGCCACCUGCAUUGCAGCGCUCACCUCUUCGUCGAGUCCCUGCGAGUCACCAAACCCCUGAAGAGCGUCCAGGUUGCAGAGACCCAGGUGGCCACGUUCGAGUGUGAAGUUUCUCACUUCAACGUGCCGUCCACCUGGCUGAAAGACGGCGUUGAGAUUGAGAUGAGCGAGAAGUUCAGGAUCGUGGUUCAGGGAAAACUGCACCAGCUGAAGAUCAUGAACACCAGCAGGGACGACUCGGCAGAGUACACCUUCAUCUGUGGGAACGACCGAGUCUCUGCAACACUCACCGUUAACCCCAUCCUCAUCACAACAAUGCUGCGGGACCUGAACGCUCAGGAGAAAGACACCGUCACGUUUGAAGUGAACAUCAAUUACGAGGGAAUCACAUACAAGUGGCUGAAGAACGGCGUGGAGAUCCGGUCCACAGACAGAUGCCAGGCUCGCUGCAAACAGCUGACUCACACUCUGAGCCUCAGGAACGUUCACUUUGGAGACAGCGCAGAGUACACCUUCAUGGCUGGCUCCGCAGUCACUACAGCUAAACUCUAUGUUGAGGCCCGUGUGGUUGAAUUCACCAAACACCUGAAGGACCUGAAGAUCACAGAGAAGAAGAGAGCAACUUUUGAAUGUGAAGUUUCUGAACCGAACAUCCAGGUGAUGUGGAUGAAGGAUGGUCAGGAGCUGGAGAUGUCCGACAGAUAUAAAAUGAGCUCGGAUAAAUUUGUGCACCGCCUGGUUCUGCCGUCAGUCCGCAUGUCUGACGCCGGAGAAUACACCGCCGUGGCCGGAUCGAGCAUGUCUAAGGGCACCCUGGCAGUUGAGGGACGGGACAUUAAAAUCUCAGAACCUGUUAGCAGGAACAUCACUGUUGUUGAGAAACAAAGAGCAACCUUCGAGUUUGAGGUGAAUGAGGAAGACGUGGAGGGUCACUGGCUGAGGAACGGGGUGGAGAUCCAGUUUUCUGUGGAGGAGAGGUUCAGCUCUGCCACUAUCAGGAAGCUGCACCGCCUUACCAUCUCUGAGACCUACAGGAGCGACGCCGGCGAGUACACCUUCAUGGCUGGCAGGAACAGGAGCACCAUGAACCUUCAUGUCAGACUGCCGGAGCCUCCUCAGAUCGUUCGCCAGAUGGAGCCCCAGACAGUGAUGUCAGGUAGAUCAGUUCGCUUCAACGUACAGGUGAGCGGCCUCCCUCAGCCUCAGGUGACCUGGUACAAAGACUCCCAGGCUCUGUCCACCAGCUACAAGUGCAAGUUCCUCCACGACGGAGAGGACCACGCACUGCUGCUACUCGAAGUCUUCCCCGAGGACGCUUCCGUCUACAGCUGCGAGGCUAAGAACGACUACGGAGAGGCGACAAGCUCCGCCUCUCUUAUUGUGGAAGUUCCUGAGGUGGUUGAAACCGUGACUCAGGUGUCUCCUCCAGUCCUCAUCACUCCCAUGCGGGACGUCCUGGUCAAAGAGGGACAACCUGCCCAGUUCCAGUGGACCGUUUCUGGGGAAGACCUGCAGAUUUCUUGGUUCUGUGGUGACAAAGAGAUCAGACAGACAGACAUCUUCAGGAUGUCUCAUUAUGGUGACACCUGCCAGUUGGACAUUUCCAGAGUUCUCCAUAACCACGAAGGAGAGUUCUCAUGUGUUGCCUCAAAUUCGGCAGGAAUGGUCACAUGUGCUGCGACUCUGAAUAUCGAUGUAACUGCCGAUGAGCAGGAACCUAUGGUUCGGGUCCAGGAGGAAACUAAAGCCUUUUCUAGCUCAACCGUCACAGUGGAAGAAGAAACCCAGGAGUCAUACUACACUGGCCUAAAGUUUCCAGAUAAAACCAGAACACUUGAACUCAAGCCAGAGUCCAAACGCUAUUCCAGCACUUUGGAGAAGAAAAAAGAAAAACCAGUUUUCCUCAGCAAACUUUCUCCAGCAGCUGUGACUACUGGAGAAACUGCUACGUUUACCGUCAAAGUGUCUGGUUUCCCAAAGCCCACGGUUCAGUGGUUCCACAGUGGGCAGCUUAUAACAAGUUCGUCAGUGUACACAUUUGUGCACCAGCAUGAUGAGUAUAGCUUGAUCAUUAACAAUGUGCGAAGAGAGUUUGAAGGACCAUACUCUUGUACUGUCAGCAAUAGAUUUGGCCAGUCGACUUGCACUUCUUAUUUACAUGUUCAAGUAAAGGAGCCAGAAAAGGAGGAAAAAAUUGAUAGAAAGUUUGUACCAACUGGUAAAGCCCCAGAAUUUACUAAAACAAUUGAGUCUGUUCAGCUGUCUGAGGGAGGUCAAGCUUUCUUCAGGUACAUUGUGACCGGAGAUCCUCUUCCUGAGGUUCAGUGGCUCAAAGGCAGCUUACAUGUUCAGCCUAGUGGGUUCUGUAUCAUUGUGAGCAACCCAGAUGGAUCCGGCUUCAUUAAUAUUAAGAGUGUCAAACAAGAGAACAGAGGUGUCUACACCUGUAAGGCCUCCAACCAACAUGGAGAAGCCUCUUGUACAGCUGAGCUGCUGGUUCUCACUGAAGUUCAGGAGGAGCAGACGAUAGUUAAGAAGACAAAAGAUUUGAAAAUAUCAAUGACCGAACAAACCACAGAGUCCAGAUUACAGCAGGAAAGAACUCUGUCUGAUCAGAUGAUUUAUACCAUUAGCACCGAAGACCGGCAGAUUUUUCCCAGUGAGGAGGUGGGAACCCUCAGAGAGCUCGAUAUCUCUGCUGCCACGCUUCAUCGAGAGCAGGUUACCCACCAGACUGCAGUACUGCAGUCUCAUGAAAUACAGGAGAGGGUGUCUGUGGCCCCCGCUCAUCCACCUCAGGCUUCAGCUGUUCCUAUGAAACAGCUUCACAUGGCAACUUUUUUAUCUUCAGUCCAGGAGAAACAAAAGAUCACUGAGCAGCACUCUGAAAGGAUUCUUAGCCCUGAGAUUGUGGAACUGGAGUUAGCCAAAGAGCAGCCAUCGAAGCUUAUGUCGGCCACAUCUGAAGAGGUCCUCCCACUCACCACAGUGAGAGCUGAGGCCUUGACAGACCGGGCUCCAGAGCAUGUGAAGACUUUGAAUGAACCCAGACAGCUUGUUAGCAGUCACCAAGUAGAUUCCACUCUUUUCAUUCUUGAUGAACCUUUAGGCUUUACCCACCGGCCAGAGGAAGAGAGGAGUUUCAGAGUCACAGAGGGGGUUAAGAUUUUAUACUCGGCUCAGUCUACAGGGCAACUGCCAAUCACAGAAAGACACUCUGAGCCUCUUCCGGCUUUAGAUGCAGCCACUAAACCGUUGAUUGAAAAAGAGCAAGCUAAGCCGGUGGUAGCACCACUUAAUGAAACUAGAGUUACUCUAUGCAAAGAGGAGGCUUUUGCAAUACACAGACCAGAGCAGCAGAGCAUCACACCACACAAAGACGUGGCCUGUAAGUCUGCGAUAAUGACUGAAGAGAAAUAUGAACUCCAGGGUGAACAGGCAGGACAGGUGCCAGGUAUAGCAUCAUCUGUGCGUCUGCAGCCUCAACAAGAGGGAGAAAGACUCUUGAAUCUGCAGGUUAUCAGUGAUCAGGAUGUUUUACAGUCUGAGGGACGGUUCAGCAGCGAAAAGCCCCCAGCAGAGCAGGCAGAAGCCAGGAAGAGUCCAACUUUGUUGCAUUCAGUGACUCAAGAAGACCAAAUAACUGCAGUUUGCGAGGCAACUUCAGAGUUCUCAACAAAAACUGAUACUAUUUCCAUCCAACCGAAGAAAGAGUUACCGCCAACAAAAUACCUCCAGUCAGUUCAUUCUUUAUCCGUUUUACCAAAGGAGGGAAUAUUUACCAUCACUAAACCUGACCAGCAGAUGGCAACACAGAAACAGGAAAAGGCUAGAAGGCAUGCAGCUACCUCAGAGGAGAGAAGGGAACUCACUGCUGAUUACCACCAGGAUCUCGAUGUGUCAGUGGCCGGGGUUCAGUCACAGCUUCGAACUGAGCCUAGGCCUUCCAGCAUCCUCACAGUCUCCUCCCAACCAAUGCAGCUGCCAAAGGAGAUGCCUUUCAGUACCGAAGUCAAGCAGCAGCGAGCCCUAGUCCAGAAAGAGGACUACUGGAAUAUCAUGCAUUCUCUGAAUGUCACAGACACCCAGAGUUUGGAGGAGGGCCACACCAGUAGCCUUACAACUGAUGAGAAAUUCAAACCAGAGAUGAAAAUUGAGCCUAAGAUACCCAAAAAACCUGUUUUUAUAGAGGAGAAGGCAGUCGCCACAGAAAGCUGUACAAUCUUAGAAGCUGCUGAGCAGGACUUUGCAGUCCAGAUCCAGGAGGGCCAGUCAGUCAGACAGUCUGUGUUGCUAGAAGAAAAACAGGUCAUAACAGGAGAGCAGUCAAGUGAGAUACAUAAAUCUGAGGGCUCAACUGUCAGCGUCAUGACGCAGCCUAAACAAGUUCUGUUUGUUCACGAGUCUCAGGACUCUCUGACUCUACCUAAAGAACUUAAUUUUGUCAUCCAGAUUCCCAAACAAUCAAGUUUAAAUAUACGACGUCAGCUCAGAGACUCUCUUCAGUCUGCUGUGGCCAGCGAGCAGCCAGUGUUACUGGCUGAUGUGGUAAAGGGUUUAGAAGCAGUGGAGGUACAGGAGGUGAAGGUUCAAAGAGAGCCCAAACGGCCCACAUCUACAUACCUGAUCACAACACCAAGUGCCCCCUUGGAAAUCACACUGUCUUUUGAAGGUAAAUACCCUCAGACAGCUGACCUCAGGUCUGAACUCCAGGUAGCUCUUCAUACUAUGGUAUUCCAGGAGCAGCAAAGUCUUACCUCAGAGCAGCCAGGCACCAUGCAUAUCGACAGGCCUCAGAAAGCACUGGUCAGAUCAGCGCCCUCCAAAGAGGUGUUGUCAUCUGUGGUGGACACUUUGAUGGUGGCAGAGAGUGCAGUUGGGUUUCCUCAUGCUGUGUCUCAGUCUGCUGCUAUUAAAACUGAAGCUAGUGCUUCCUUCCAAAGCGCGACAGUUCAGAGUCAGUCUGAGAUUCAUGAGGCUAGGCAGGUAAGCAAGAAGACGGUCAGGUCAGAGAGGGAUUCCACCACUGCUGAGGUGACCGCCACAGUGCCUGUGGGUCAGGUUCUGGUUGAACAACGUGAGCACAUUUUUGUACACAGAGAAACCAGAGAGGAAUAUCUUUCAGAGGCAAUCAUGAUCAGUGAGUCCUCUGACAGUCUGGUAGAUUACCCUGUCGUCAUCGAUUCUCUGGAAGACAUUUGCGUUGAGACAAAUGGCAAGGCCAUUUUCACCGCCACCAUAAAGUAUGUCACCAAAGUUAACUGGUUUUUCAACGGCCAAUUGGUGAAAUCUGGCAAAGAGUUCAAGUGUUCUAAAGACCACGACACAUACACACUCGUAAUCGACAAAGUUGACAAGGAGAAGCAUCAAGGAGAAUAUGUCUGUGAGGCUGAGAAUGAAGCCGGCAGGACUUCAACAUCUUCAAGACUCACUGUGGUCUCAAGAGUGAAACCUGUGUUCAGGCACAGAAUUGUCCCCAUGGAGAUCAACAUUGGCAGCCCUGCCAAGUUUGAAUGUGAAACUGAGGACGCUCAAAAUGUGAGCUUCAAGUGGUUCAAAGAUGGACACCCCAUCAAAGAGGGUGAUAAGUACAGGAUUAUCAGUCGCUUCUGCACUUCCUCUCUGGAGAUUCUGAGCCCACACAAGGAGGAUGGUGGUGAAUACACCUGCAAGGCGUCCAAUCGACAUGGCAGUGAUGAAUGCUCUGCCUCUCUCAGCGUGACAGAGAAAUCCCCCCCUGCCUUUAUAACUAAACCUGACCCUCAGACUGUGUUUGUUGGAAAGAGGGCAGUGAUACAGUGUGUAAUAUCAGGAUCUGCUCCACUGAAUGUUGUCUGGUUCAAAGACAACCAGGCCUUACCCCAUGUGCCGACACACUACCAAACGUCUUGUGACAGAAAUAAGCACACUCUUGAGAUAACCAAACUUGAGCCAGCUGACAGGGGGCAGUAUGUGUGCAAGGUGUCGAAUAAUGUUGGGAUGGCUGAGUGCAGCAUGGAGCUGCGUGUUAUUGAUAAGCCCACCUGUGUAAAGCCCCUGGGUCCACUUGCUGCUGUGCUUGGAGGUCCUCUGCACCUGGAGUGCCAGGUGGAUGAGGACACUGGAGUCACUGUCACCUGGACCAGAGAUGGUAGAAAAGUCCAUCAGUCUCCAGACUGUAAACUGUCUUUUGAGGAUAAGACAGUCACUCUUGAUAUCCUAAAGACCACAAUGAAAGAUUGUGGAAAUUAUGUGUGUACAGUGACAAAUGAAGCUGGGAGUGCAACUUGCUCCACCUCGGUGAAGGUACAAGAGCCACCAGUCUUUGUAAAGAGGCUGGAGGCCACCACAGUCUGGAAGCAAGGCAGCACCGCUCGGCUGCAGUGCACCGUCAAAGGAUCCCCUGAACUUCACACCACCUGGUUCUUUAACAACGAUGAGUUGUCCGCUGGAGGCAGAUAUGACAUCAGUAUGAAGGAUGGUGUCGCAACUCUUGAGAUAAGGGAUGUCAUGUUGAGUGACACUGGGAACUUCACCUGUGAGGUUCUCAAUGAGUCUGGCUGUGAAAGCUGCAGCACUAAAGUUACAGUAAAAGAACCUCCAUCUUUCAGAAAGGAGUUAGUGCCUUUAGAGGCUGUCAGAGGAUCUGUAGCUGUGUUGGAGUGUGAGAUUGCGGGCUCUGCACCGUUCGAGGUGGCCUGGAAAAAGAAUAAGAAACGUCUAUCAGCAGAUAAGAAGUACAGAAUAGUGUCACAGGGAGCCCUGGCCUCUCUGGAGAUCCACUCAUUUGAGAGUGCUGAUGCUGGUGAAUAUGAAUGUGUCGUAUCAAAUGAGGUCGGGUCAGUAACCUCAACAUCAAUGACUAAACAGAGAGAGCCACCUAUGUUCUCAAAGAGGAUCGAGAGUGCUACAGCAGUGUUGGGAAAUACAGUGAAGCUACAGGGAACCCUUAAAGGCUCAGCUCCCAUCACUGUUAAAUGGAUGAAAGAUUCUGAGCUACUGAGAGAUGAUGAUCCAAAUGUCAAAAUGACAUUUGAGAACAAUGUCACGAGCAUUUCCUUCUCCUCUGUUGAGAUAAAACACGGCGGCAAGUACACUUGCCUUGCCGAAAACGAGGCGGGACAGCAGAAAUGUGAAGCUGUCCUAACAAUUCAAGAACCUGCUAGGAUCAUAGACAAAGCAGCAUCCAUCAGUGUGACUGCAGGAGAGUCAGCCACGUUGGAAUGCACGAUUUCUGGAAGCCCAGAGCUCAAAGUGAAGUGGUUCAAAGACGGGAAGGAGAUGAUCAGUGGCCGUAAAUAUAAGAUGACUGUGAAGGAGACCACUGCCAUCUUAAAGAUCCUUUCAGCAGAUAAAGGAGACACCUCAGAGUACACAAUGGAGGUGUCCAAUAAAGUCGGAAAAGACCAGUGUACCUGCUCAGUCGCUGUGAUAGAUCGCGCAGUUCCACCAUCCUUUACCAGAUCUUUGAAGAAAGUGGACGGGAGUAUUGGUAGUGAUGUUACCUUGGAAUGCAGAGUUGCUGGAUCUCAGCCAAUGGUUAUUACUUGGUACAAAGACGAUAAAGAAAUCCACAGUGAUGACAAACAUAAAGUUGAAUUCAGUGAAUUUAAAGCCAUUGUGACCAUAACCAGCCUGGAACAAAGUGAUGGUGGAGUUUAUAAAUGCCGGGCCUCGAAUGAUGCUGGAGUAAAAGAAACCAGUGGUACUUUGUCCGUUAAAGAACCUCCAGUCUUCACGAUGAAACCUGCAUCCCAGGAUGCUGCACCCGGAUCAAAUGUUGUGAUAAAAGCAGUCUUUACAGGAUCAGCUCCUCUGAUUGUUAAAUGGUUCAGAGAGGAGAAAGAGAUUUUCACUGGGGGAAAGUGUUUCAUAAAGAAAGACUCCUCUUCAAGCUCUUUGGAGCUUCACUCAGUGAAACCCAGUGACUCUGCUAAAUACACAUGCCAAGUAUCCAAUGAUGCUGGGAAGGUGGACUGCACUGCAGCCCUCUUUGUGAAAGAGGCCCCAACAUUUACAAUGAAGCUUGAGCCCUUACAGCUGCUGAAAUCUGGACUACCUCUGAAGUUGUCCUGCAAAGUGCAGGGCACUCCUGUUAUUACCAUCAGAUGGUUUAAGAAUGGCUCAGAAAUCGUUCCAGACCACAGACACACAAUGUCCUUUGACAGCUCAAUAGCGACCCUGGAUGUAGAGAACUGCUCUGUAGAGGACAGUGGAGAUUAUGUCUGUAUGGCGUCCAGUGAAGCCGGCAAAGACCAGUGCAGCAGCACAGUAACAGUGAAAGAGCCUCCAGUGUUUGUGAGGCCUUUUGAAUCAGCUGAGCUUGUAAAGGGGGGCGACAUUUUCCUGGAAGGAACCAUUUCAGGUUCCCCUCCAUAUGAAAUAAGUUGCUUCAUCAAUGAAAAGCUGAUCAGAAAUGACAAAAGGCAUAAGAUCAGUGUUGAAAACGACAUCGUCACUCUUCAGAUCUCAAACUGUGAGCCUGGAGACGCUGGCACGUACCAGUGCACUGUUGCAAACGCUGUCGGGGAGACAUCUUGUUCUUGCCUGGUUUCAAUGAAAGAACCACCAUCAUUUAUUGAGAAACUAGAGGAUAUGUCCUGCACUGUGGGCUCUGAGAUCUCUAUGAAGUGUAUGUUGUCUGGAGCACUUCCCAUGACUCUCUCCUGGAUAAAGGAUGAUCAUGAGCUCACAGAAGACGAGCAUAUUAAGAUGUCCUUUGACACCAAAAGUGCCGAGUUGAAUUUGAGAAAUGCUCAGUUAUCCCAUGGCGGGAAAUAUAUCUGUAAGGCACAGAACAAAGCUGGGACUCAGAGAUGUGCCGCUGUACUCAUAGUAACAGAGCCAGCAAGUAUUUCAGAUCAUGCAAAGUCCAUCAGUGUAACGCAGGGUGACCCAGCCAGACUUGAAUGCAGAUUCUCAGGCACCAAACCGCUCAAGUCCAGAUGGAUGAAGGCAGGAAAGGAGCUGACCUCAGGCCGGAGAUACAAAAUAAAAAGCACAGACACCAGCUCUGUGCUCACGAUACUUAAAACAGAGCAAAGUGAUAGCGGUGAAUACACCUUUGAGGUUUCAAACAAAGCUGGGUGUGGUUCUUGUGAGGCAGCUGUUACUGUCUUAGAACCACCAUGCAUCCUUGAAAAGCCUGAAUCCAUGAAUGUUUUGCCCGGGUCAAAGGUUAAGUUUAAUGUUCGUGUCUCUGGCACGCCGCCACUGAUCACCAAAUGGUUUAAAAACAAGAAAGAGAUUUUAUCCAGUGCCGACUGUAAUGUGAUCAAAGACAACACCUCAAGCUCACUGGAGCUCUUCUUCGCCAAAACCUCAGAUUCUGGAGAAUAUGUCUGUGAAAUACAGAAUGAUGUUGGCUCCACGUCGUGCCAGAUGACACUCUUUGUCAAAGAACCCCCGUUUUUCAUUGAAACACCUGAAGGUGUAUCAUUAGUAAGAGUGGGAGAUAGUAAGGUGUUUGAGUGCACGGUUGCUGGUACUCCAGAGAUCUCUGUGCGUUGGUUCAGAGACGGAGCUGAGAUUCACCAAAGUUUCAAACACAAGAUGUUGUUUUUGAACUCUGUCGCCACCUUAGAGAUUUGUCAAGUUAGUGAAAAUGACAGGGGAAAAUACAUCUGCGAAGCCUGCAACGAAGCAGGCACAGAGAGUUGCACUGUUGAGAUCGAAGUGAAAGAGCCACCUUUGUUUGCUGAAGAGCUGAUGUCUGUUGAAGUUGUUAAAGGUUCCACUGCAGCAUUUGCUUGCAAAGUCGCAGGAACUGCCCCAUUUAAGGUCACAUGGUUCAAAGAUAACAAGCCAAUCAAAUCCAGCCAAAAAUACAUCAUUGAUAGCGAAAAUGUGAGUUUGAAGAUCCAGGACUGUAAAGUGGAAGAUGUUGGUAGUUAUCAGUGCGUCGUAGCCAAUGAGGUUGGAAGUUGUACUGGCUUUGCAGCUCUGUCGUUGAAAGUCCCUCCAACAUUUGUCAAGAAGAUAGAAAAUGUCUCCACUCUUUUGGGAGACGUUGCUGUCUUUCGCUGCACAGUGGAAGGGUCUCUACCUCUCUCUGUACAAUGGCAAAAAGACGAGAACUGGAUCCCAGAGGAUCCAAAGAUUGAGAAAACGUACAAGAACAAAGAGGCUACUCUCAGGAUUCCUGCCUGUGAAGCGACUCAUGGCGGGAAAUACACCUGCCAGGUCGUAAAUGAGGCUGGGCAGGACAAAUGCUUUGCCACCCUUGUAGUGCAAGAACCACCAACGAUCCAAGAGAAACCAGAAGUAGUCAAAGUGACUUGUGGAGAUCCAGUUAGUCUUGAGUGCAGGGUAGCUGGAACUCCUCAGAUCAGGGUAAAAUGGACUAAAGAUGGCAAAGAGCUCCAGUCGAGCAGAAAACAUCGUCUAUGCUACCAGAACAACGUCAGCACUCUUAACAUACAGUCCUCUCAGCUGGCGGACAGGGGAGAGUACCUGUUUGAAGCCACAAACUCUGUGGGGACUUGCAGCUGUAAAAUCACAUUGGUUAUUUUAGAGGAAGUAAUUCCUCCGACGUUCAUUAGGAAGUUAACAAACAUUCAAGCAAUCAUGGGUUCAGUGGUUACCAUGGAGUGCAAAGUGGCCGGUUCUCUUCCAGUAUCGGUUGAAUGGAGCAAAGGGAAAGAAAAGAUCACCAAGAGCUCCAAAUAUGAACCUCUGCAUGAUGAAAAUACUGUUUCACUGCAGUUAAAACUGAGUGAGAGUUAUGAUACAGGAGAAUAUUCCUGUAAAGUUACCAACACAGCAGGCAGCUGUAUGUGCAGUGGAGUUCUCACAGCUAAAGUGCCACCAAGAUUCGUAGCUGAACCUGAGUCUCAGGCUGUUAUUCCAAAGUCUACUGUACUCUUCAGAAGCGUCUUUGAAGGAACGUCUCCAUUUAUAGUGAAAUGGUUCAAGGAUGACAACGAACUCAUCACAGGACCAUCAUGUUCGAUUAGACUACAGGAAUAUUCUUCCUCUGUAGAGCUCUGCUCAGUCGGGACUUUGCAAAGUGGAAUUUAUUCUUGCCAAGUUAGCAACGAAGCAGGCACGGUGAAAAGUGCAGCAGAGUUGUUGGUGAAAGAGCCCCCUCAGUUUGUCCUGAAACUUCCUCCCACUACCUUUGUGAAGCAAUGUGAGGCACUCCGUCUUGAAUGCAAGGCCACCAGCUCACACUCCCUGACUAUGUGCUGGUACAAAAAUGACCAAAAGCUAACGGACGGAGACAACUAUAAGAUCAUGUUUGUUGACUCAACUGCGUACCUCCAGCUGCACACCACAAGGUUUGAGGAUAACGGAGUCUACACCUGUGAGGCUCAUAAUGAUGCUGGCAGUGUGAGCUGCAGCACCAUUCUCACAGUUCAAGAGGCCCCAUCCUUUAUUAAAACUCCAAGUCCGAUAGAGGGCAUAAAAGGAAAAGAUGCCAGUCUACACUGCGAGGUGUACGGCACUCCACCUUUCCAGGUGAACUGGUACAAGGACAAAAGGCCACUAAAGGAGAGCAGAAAGUGUAAGAUGGUCAGUGAGGGCAGCUCUGCCACACUUCACAUCAUGAAAAUGGACCAAGAAGAUGCUGGUCUUUAUGAGUGCAAAGUGUCUAACAAUGUAGGAACUGAAAGCUGCCGCACUACCAUUAGCCUAAAAGAACAACCAGCAUUUGUCAAGAAACUGGCGGACCAGUCAGUUACCGCCGGUCAGCAGCUAACACUGACAGCUACAGUAAGAGGCUCCGAGCCUUUGACUGUGUCCUGGGUUCAGGACAAAGAUCACAUUCUCAGAGAUGGUGACAACAGGAAGAUCACAUUUGAGAAUAAUGUGGUCACCCUUGUAGUGCCUAAAGCUGACUCAACUACAGCUGGUAAAUACACCUGCCAGCUGAGGAAUGACUCUGGAGUUGUGGAGUCUGUCUCCCAAGUGACCGUUCUAGAACCUGCUGCUGUUGUGGAUAGCCCCGAGUCCUUGAACGUCAAGUCAGGAGACAAUACAGCUAUUGAAGUCACAGUAUCUGGAACACCAGAUCUGAAAAUUAAGUGGUUCAAGGAUAACGAAGCAAUCUCUUCUGGUGCCAAGUAUCAGCUGUCCUUCACAAAGAAGGUUGCAACCCUGAAGAUUCGGUCUGCUGAUAAAGCAGACGCUGGAGAAUACAAACUACAGGUUACAAACCAUGUUGGUACAGCCUCUUGCAAAACUAAGCUCUCUGUCUCAGAUAAAUUGAUUCCACCGAGCUUCAUAAGGAAGCUGAGAGACACCCACCUUGUUGUGGGUAAACCUGGUGAGAUGGAGUGUAAGGUUGCUGGCUCUGCCCCUUUAACAACUUCCUGGUUCCACAACGGCCAGGAGAUCCAGAGUGGGCCAAACUAUGACAUCAGCUGCACUGAUAAUAGCUGCAGACUGAGAGUCCCAACAGUCAAGAUGUCUGAUUCUGGCAAAUACACAUGUAAAGCUGUAAACGCUGCAGGAGCCAGUGAGACGAGUGCUUCCAUGAAUGUGACAGAACCUCCAUCUUUUGUGGAAACACCUGAAGCGAAGGAAAUAGUGCCUGGCCAAAACGUGUCUUUCUCAGCUAAAGUGAAAGGCAGUGCCCCCCUGAAGGUCAAAUGGUUUAGGGGAGCAAAGGAGAUGCAGCAUGGAAGAGGCUGCGAGAUCACCCUGAAGAACGACGUCGCCACUUUGGUGCUUCACAGAGUGGACAGGUCCCACGCAGGAGAGUACACCUGCCAGAUCAUUAACGAUGCAGGGAAGGAAAGCUGCCCAGUUAACCUGUUUGUGAAAGAACCAGUCCACUUUGUGAAGAAGCUGAAGGACAUUUCCUCUGAAAAGGGCAAACCUUUGAGGCUUGAAGUCACAUUCGCUGGAACCCCCAGAAUAAAUGUGAUGUGGAAGAAGGAUGGUAAAUUCAUCUGGGCCUCAUAUCAGUACAAUGUGAUCACCACAGACAACUCCUGCAUCCUGGAGGUUCUUUACUCCGACAGUAUGGAGGCAGCCGGUAGAUACUCUUGCGAAGUAGACAAUGGAGUCGGAAGUGACAGAUGUGAAGCACAAGUGUCACUUCUAGAGCGACCAUACUUUGUUGAAAUGAUGGAGCCAGUGGAGGUAAUUCUGGGUGAUCCACUUACCCUGAAAUGCUGUAUUGGGGGAACUCCUGACAUCUCCGUAGCCUGGUUUAAAGGUGACGGAAAGCUGCGCAAGUCCAAUACUUGCUUGAUGGACUUCGUAAAGGGUGUUGCCACGUUGAAACUGACCAAAACAACCAAGUUCGAUCAGGGCGAAUAUAUCUGCAAGGCAGAGAACCGGAUUGGUUCAGCCUCUGCCAGCUGUAAUGUGGUGGUGAAAGAACCCGUGCGCUUUAUCCAGAAGCUGGAGGACACCACUUUCAUAGUAGGUCAGCCACUGAAACUCGUCUGCACGUACACCGGAACCCAGAGGGUCUACGUCACGUGGAAAAAGGAUGGCAAGCUGAUUUGGGCCUCUUAUCAGUACACUGUUAGAACAACUGACUCAACCUGCAUCCUGGACGUCCUCAACAGUGACAGGCCUGAGGCAGCUGGAACAUACACUUGCGAAAUUUCCAACGGAGCUGGAACCGACGUCUGCCAUGCUUGUGUCAGCCUAGAACCGGCCCGCUUUGUGAAAAAGCUGGAGGACACUUAUUUCAGACUCCGUGAACCUUUGAGCCUCACGUGUACGUACAGUGGAAGCCAGAGAAUCAACGUGACCUGGAAGAAGGACGGCAAAUUCAUCUGGGCAUCAUAUAAGUACAAUGUCAAGACCACCAAAGACACCUGCACCUUGGAAGUCCUCAACAGUGACAGAGAAGAGGCCGUUGGAAAAUACACAUGUGAAAUUUCAAAUGCUGAAGGAACCGAUAUCUGCCACGCUAAUGUCAAACUAGAACCGGUGAGCUUUGUGAGAAAACUGACAAACACCUACUACAAAAUUGGCCAUCCUUUGACAUUGGAGUGCACAUUCACUGGCAGCCAGAGGAUUUAUGUUAGCUGGAUGAAGGAUGGCAAACUAAUCUGGGCGUCGUACCAAUACAACGUUAAAACUACCAACUUCUCCAGCACCCUGGAAGUCCUCAACAGUGACCGCCGGGAAGCUGCCGGGAAAUACUCAUGCGAGAUUUCCAAUUCAGAGGGCACAGAUAUCUGCCAUGCUAUGGUUAAGAUAGAACCUGUGCGCUUCAUUUACGAGCUGAAAGACACCACUUUCAGACUCGGCCAGCCCCUGUCGCUGUACUGCGCAUACAGUGCCAGCCCCAGGGUCUAUGUGAGCUGGAGAAAGGACGGCAAACCAAUCUGGGCCUCCUACAAGUACAACGUCAAGACCACAGAUAACGCCUGUGUCUUGGAGGUCCUCAACAGUGACCGGCUAGAAGCAGCAGGGAGAUACUCCUGUGAAAUUUCUAACUCUGAGAACACCGCAAUCUGCUAUGCACAGGUCACACUAGAACCUGUGCGCUUUGUAAGAAAGCUGGAGGACAUGACCUUUAGGGUUGGCCAGCCUCUGAAGCUCCAGGUCACCUACACGGGCAGCCAGCUCAUAUACGUGAGCUGGACAAAAGAUGGCAAACCCAUCUGGGCUUCCUACAAGUACAACGUCAAGAAAACUGACAACUCCUGUGUCUUGGAGAUUCUCAACAGCGACAGAGAGGAGGCUGCUGGGAGAUAUUCCUGUGAAAUAUCCAAUGCCAGUAGCUCCGCUAUCUGCCACGCUCAUGUCACAUUAGAACCGGUGCGCUUUGUGAAAAAGCUCGAGGACACAUCAUACCGUCUGGACGAUCCACUGAGUCUGACAUGCACGUACACCGGCAGUCAGCAAGUGCACGUGACCUGGAAGAAGGACGGCAAGCUGAUCUCUGCUUCGAACAAAUACCACUUCAAAACCACCGAUUCCUUGUGUGCUCUGGAAGUCCUAAACAGACAAGAAGCAGCUGGGCUCUAUUGUUGUCAAGUUUCUAACGCAGGAGGUUCUGCCAUCUGUGAUGCCUAUGUCAUUAAUAAAACCACUAAGAAAGAGCCUGCUCGCUUCAUCAGGAAGCUGGAAAACAUGACGUUCAGGGUCGGCACACCGCUGACACUUAGAGUCGCGUUCACUGGAAGCCAAAGAAUGUAUGUGAGCUGGAAGAAAGAUGGGAGACCAAUCUGGGCCUCUUACAAGUACAAUGUCAAGACCACAGACUGCAGCUGCGUGCUGGACGUCCUCAACAGUGACCGUGAAGAAGCUCGGGGGAGAUACACUUGCGAAAUUUCCAACGCUGAAGGCUCUGAUAUCUGCCAUGCUCAUAUCAAGCUAGAACCUGUGCGAUUUGUCAAGAAACUGGAGGAUGUCUCCCAUGAGCUGGGUAAACCUCUGAGGCUGGAGUGCACUUACACCGGCAGCCAGAGGGUCUACGUCACGUGGAAGAAGGACGAUCAGCAGAUCUGGGCUUCUUACGAGUACAACGUCAAAACCACCAAUUCCUCCUGUGUCCUGGAGGUCCUCAACAGUGACAGAGCCACUGCGGCGGGAAAAUACACUUGCGAAAUUUCCAAUGCUGAAGGAACUGACGUCUGUCAUGCUCAUGUUAAACUAGAGCACAAAGUCCCUCCAACCUUCACCAAGAAGCCCUCUGAGUCCAUGAUGGACUCUGCGGGUAAGACGGUGAAGAUGGAAGCUCGGGUGUCUGGCUCUCAGCCACUGAGCGUCACCUGGUACAAGGGCAACAGUGAAAUCUACAGCUCUGGCAAAUAUGAUGUCAGCUUUAAGAACAACAUGGCCGUGCUGUCUGUCAGAGAUUGUACCAGCUCUGAUGGUGGUGAAUACACCUGCACAGCUUCCAAUGAAGCUGGCAAAGCUUCAUGUCAUGUUUCUCUCAACAUCUCAGGUAUGAGUGUGUCAGCUCCAAAGUUCGACGUCCCUCUGGAGCCAGUGACAGUGAGCGAGGGCGAGAAGCUGAGCCUCAAAUGCCAUGUCACUGGCCCUACUCCACUGACCAUUCAGUGGAUGAAGGACAGGAGGGAGCUGAAGUCCGGCGCAAACAUCAGAAUCACGUUUGUUGGUGGGACAGCCUCUCUGGAGGUCAGUGCGGCCUCAAAGAGCGAUGCAGGAGAUUACCUCUGCAAGGCCAGCAACCCUAACGGCAGUGACUUCUGCAAGUCCAAGGUCACUGUGAGAGAUAAAGGAGCUAAGCCUGCCCCUGCCGAGCCCGCCGCCCCAGCUGCAGCUGCUCCAGUCAAAAGGCUCGACAACCUGUUCUUUAUCGAGGAACCCAAAAACGUUUCUGUAACAGAGAAGGGCACUGCAACCUUCAUCGCCAAGAUUGGAGGCGACCCGAUCCCCAGCGUGAAGUGGAUGAAGGGAAAAUGGAGGCAGAUGACCCCUGGUGGUCGUAUCUCCAUCGAGCAUAAGGGUCAAGACGCCAAGAUGGAGAUCAGAGAGGUGACCAAGUCCGACUCCGGUGUCUACAGGUGCGUCGCCAGCAACAAACACGGAGAGAUAGAGUGCAGCGCUGAGAUCAAGGUCACCAAGAAGGAGGAAGUGGAAGGAUUCGGAGACAUGAGGACACGGCUGAAGAAGACUCCCUCCAAGCAGAAGAGUCCCAAGAGACCUGAAGACAUUGAUAUUGUGGAGCUGCUCAGAGGUCACGACCCCAAAGACUACGAAAGGAUCCUGCGGGAGCACAACAUCCAUGACUACCGCGCCAUCCUGCAGGCUGUCGAGUUCCUGAAGAAGGAGAAGGAGAUGGAGACUGGAAAAGUGGAGUUGGAGCGUGGCGGCCGGGUGGACGAGGAGGACAUGGCCCGACUCAUCCAGCAGCUGGAGGGACGCGUCGGCACAGAGCCCGUCUCUGUGAUGGAGGACAUCACCGACCAGACGACAAAUGAGAACCAGAACGUCACCUUUGAGUGCCAGAUCCGCAUCAACUACCCGGAGAUCACCGUCAACUGGUACAAAGGCACGCAGAAACUUGACAGCAGCGACAAGUACGAAAUCAGCAGCGUGGGCGACCACCAUUAUCUGAGAGUCAAGAACUGCCAGCUCAAAGAUCAGGGCAACUACCGCGUGGUGUGUGGUCCUCACAUCUCCAACGCCAAGCUCACCGUCACAGGCGCUGGUGUCAGUCCAGCUGAACAAAUUCAGUUCACUAAAUGCAUCAGAAGCAUCGAGGUCAAUGAACGCCACUGCGCCACCUUCGAGUGCGAGGUGUCCUUUGACAACGCCACCGUCACGUGGUACAAAGACUCGUGGGAGCUCAGAGAGAGCCCAAAAUAUAACUUCAGGAACGACGAUCGACGCCACUUUAUGACCAUCCGCAACGUUACGGCAGAGGACGAAGGCGUUUACUCUGUGAUCGCUCGUCUGGAGCCGAUGGGAGAAGCUCGAAGCACCGCUGAGCUUUACCUGUCGGGCAAAGAGAUUGGGUUAGGAAGGGUUCCUCAGGACGUCCCCGACUCAUCCGUUCAUGUCCCAGAAGCAGCUUCGAUGUUUGUCCAAGAUUCUUCUGAAUUUUAUCACUAUGAAGAACAAACAGAAGUGAAAGCUUUCAAAAGUGUCACCGUUGAAGAAGAGACGGUUUCUGUUCGGUACUCGUCCGUCACAGAAGAAAGAAAACCUAUUGGAGAAGUAAUUGAGAGGACUCAGGUGGAGAUGAGAGAAGAAGUCCCUGACGUUGCUGACAUGUACAGGAGAGCAGAGGAGAAACCCUGGGAGCAUGGGAUGCCGCCUACGGCUGCAGACAAAGACCUUGAAGGAAAGAAGCCGCACGCCGAGGUAGCCUUUGCCGUUCCGGGCGCUCAGCGAGAGGGAGCUCCAGGACAAGAAGUUUACAUCAAACCAGAACCUGUAGAAGAGAAAGUGACCGUUGCCAGAAAGGUCACUCCUGAACCUUAUCAGCCUUCACCUGAGCCAAAAAUGGUUCCUCCAGAGCCUAAAGUGGCACCUCAGAAACCGGCGGCACCUGAGCCCAAAGUGCCCAAAAUGAAGCCUGAACCUGAAGCGCCGAAAGUUGAACCUGCCAAGAAAGCACCAGAAGUUCCUAAGGCGAGAGUGUCUCCUCCAGAGGAGAGGAAACCAUCUGCACCAGCACCAAAGCCUUCACCUCCUGCUCCUCCUGCGCCUCCUGCUCCUGCAGCCAGAGUUGCUCCCCCUGAAGUAUCUCCCCCAGAGGAGAAGAAACCAUCUGCACCCGUACCAAAGCCUUCACCUCCCGCUCCUCCUGCUCCUGCAGAGAAAGUUGCUCCUCCUGCAGUUUCUCGACCAGAGGAAAAGAAACCAUCUGCACCAGCACCAGCACCAGCACCAACACCAGCACCAGCACCAACACCUUCAGUUCCUACUGCUGCUCCUGCUGCUCCCGUUGCUGCUCUUGCAGCUAAAGUUGCUCCUCCUGCAGUGUCUCCUCCAGAGGAAAGAAAACCAUCUCCACCCGCACCACAGCUUCCAGAAGAAAAAGUUACACUUCCUCCAGCUCCAGCAACAGCGGUGAAGACACCCUCUCCACCAUUUAUAGAGGCCAAACCCUCUCCUGUGUCAGAGGAAUCCUACCUCCCUGAAGACAAGGAACCCAUUUCAGCACCUGGACCGACGAAAGAUGGAAAACCGUCAGAAGAGGCACCAAAAGGCAGAGGCAGAGGAUUCGGGGCGAGACAGACCCCAUCUCCUGGUGAUGGUGGCAGGGGCCGCGGCCUGAGGCCCGGUGGAAAAGGUCCGUCACCCCCAGAGGAACCCUUCGGAGGGUUCAAGCUCAAAGCCGUCCCCCUGAAGUUCAUCAAGAAGAUUCAGGACAUUGUGUUGCAGGAGGCUGAGUCUAUUGGCUCCUCUGCUGUGUUUGAGUGUGAGGUCUCGCCUUCCACUGCCGUCACAUCGUGGAUGAAAGAUGGCAGCAACAUCCGCGAGGACCCGAAGCACAAAUUCAUAUCUGAUGGCAAAGAUCGCAAGAUGAACAUUAUUGAUGUCCAGCUGUCGGACACUGGUGAAUACACCUGUGUGGCCAGGAACGCUGGCAAGGAAAUCACAUGCACAGCCAAGCUCAUUGUUGAAGAGCUGCCUGUGAAAUGGGUGAAAGAACUGGAACCAGAGACGACAUGUAUAAAGACUCAGCCUAUGUAUCUGACCUGUGAGCUGAACAAAGAGAGAGAUGUGAUCUGGAAGCGUAAUGGCACUGUCCUGAAGAAUAAGGCUGGAAAAGUAGCCAUUAAUAUCAUUGGUUUGCAGCAUGCUGUGACCAUCCAGAACUCCACCGACGAAGAUGCCGGCACCUACACAUGUGAGGUGGAUGGAAAGGAGGACGUCAAGACACUGACCAACGUCAAAGUGAUUGAAAUCAUCAAAGACUGGCUGGUGAAGCCUCUGAGAGACCAGCACGUGAAACCGAAGGCUAAGGCCACAUUCAAGUGUGAGCUGUUCAAGGACACUCCCAACUGGAAGUGGUAUAAAGGAGACGACGAGAUCACUCCCUCUGAGAAGACAGAGAUCAUCAAAGAUGGACAGAACAUGACGCUCACCAUCAACAACUGCCAGCCCAACGACGUCUCAGAUUACACCAUCCAGGUGGAGGAUCGCAGAUACACGGCCAAACUCACCCUUGGAGAGCGCGAGGCUGAGAUCCUGAAGCCUCUCGCCAACGUGGAGGUGGUGGAGAAGGAGGAAGCCAGCUUUGACACUGAGAUAUCUGAGGAUGAUGUAGUCGGUGAAUGGAAGCUGAGGGGCCAGGUGCUGUUGAGGUCUCCGACGUGUGACAUCAGAGCUGAAGGCAAGAAGCGUUUCCUGACGCUGAAAAACGUCCAGCUGGAUCAGGCUGGUGAAGUGUCAUAUCAGGCACUUAAUGCCGUCACCAGCGCUGUGCUCACCGUCAAAGAGAUUGAAAUGGCUUUUGUCGACAAGCUGAAGGACGUUUCUGUGCCUGAAAAGAAACAGGCUAAGUUUGAAUGCACCGUCACCAAAGAGGUGUCAAAGGUCAUGUGGUUCAGGGGGGCGGAGAUCGUCACCCCGAGCCCUAAAUAUGAAAUACUCGAUGAUGGAAAGAAACACAUGCUGAUCAUAAACAGCUGUGAGUUUGAUGACGAGGCUCAGUACACCAUAGAAGUGUUGGGCCUUAAAUCGACCGCUCAGCUGUCAGUGGAAGGCAUGAGGCUCAAAUUUGUGAAGCAACUUGAGGACCAAACAGUGAAAGAAGGUAAAACAGCUCGAUUUGAAUUCGAGCUGACGCACGAAAACGUGCCAGUGGUUUGGUACCGAAAUGAAGUGAAAAUCCACGUGGGCCGAACAGUGGUUGUACAGGUGGAAGGAAAGAAACACUCUCUAGAAAUGAGCUCAUUGACUCUAGAUGAUACCUGCCAGAUAAAGGCAGAGGCCAAAGGAAUUUACUCCAUGGCAAAACUGAAUGUCAUAGAGGGUGACGCCAUCUUUGUGGUGAAGCUGCAGGACUACACGGCCACAGAGAAAGACGAGGUGACUCUGGACUGUGAGCUGAGCAAAGACGUACCUGUGGUUUGGUACCACAACGAGAAGGAGAUCGUCGCCUCCAAGAUGGUGGUCAUGAGGACAGAGGCCACUCACAGGUCUCUGAUCCUGAAGAAAGUGGAGCAGAGCGAUAAAGGCAAAUACGUAUGUGACUGUGGAACAGACAAGACUUCGGCCAACAUCAACAUUGAAGCUCGUGACAUCAAGGUUGUUCGGCCGAUUUAUGGCGUGGAGCUGUUUGAUGGAGAGACGGCUCGUUUCGAGGUGGAGAUCUCAGAGGACGAUGUGCACGGCCAGUGGAAACUGAACGGAGAAGUCCUUAGUCCUUCUAAAGAUGUUGACAUCAUCGAGGAGGGCGGCAAACACACGCUGAUCCUUUACAACUGUAAAGUGCCCAUGACUGGUGAGGUGGCGUACGCCGCUGCCAACGCCAAGUGUUCUGCCAACUUGAAGGUCAAAGAACUUCCUCUGAACUUCCUCACACCGCUGAGUGAUGUUAGUGUGUACGAGAAGGACGAGGCGAGGUUCGAGCUCGAGGUGUCGAGAAUUCCCAAGAGUUUCCGCUGGCUGAAAGGUUCUCAGGAGCUGCAGAGUGACGAAAAGUACAAGAUGAUCCAGGAAGGAAACAUGUUCGUUCUGCGUAUCCAAUCGGCUGCCUACGACGACGAGGCAAAGUACAUGUUUGAGGCCGAGGACAAGAGGACGACUGGCAAACUCGUUAUACAAGGUAUUCGCCUGGAGUUUGUCAAACCGAUUAAGGAUGUGACGGUUAAGGAACGUGAAACUGCAGAGUUCAGCGUCGAACUCUCCCACGACAAGAUCCCGGUGGUCUGGUACAAAAACGAUGUCCGCUUGCAUCCCAGCAAGGUGGUGCACAUGUCGGAUCACGAAAAGAUCCACACACUGGCCUUCAAGGAAGUCACAAUCGACGACACCUCCAUGAUCAAAGUGGAGGCCAUGGACAAGAGUAUGACCGCCAUGCUCACUGUCAUCGAGGGCGACUUGUAUUUCACCACCAAGCUGCAGAACUACACUGCUGUAGAGAAGGACGAAGUUAAGCUGGUCUGUGAACUGAGCAAAGCCGUCGCUGAUGUCAAAUGGUUCAAGGACGGGAAAGAGAUCACUCCCUCCAAGAACAUCGCCAUCAGCACUGACGGCAAGAAGCGCAUCCUGAUGGUCAGGAAGGCGGAGAAGGCCAACAUCGGAGAGUACACCUGCGACUGUGGCUCAGAUAAAACUACAGCCAAGCUCAAGAUUGAAGAGCGGGACAUCAAGGUGGUCCGUCCACUGUACAGUGUUGAGGUCACAGAGACAGAAACAGCCAAGUUCGAGACAGAGAUCUCAGAAGAGGACGUUCACGGAAACUGGAAACUGAAGGGAGAAGCUCUGCAUCAGUCUCCUGAUGUUGAGAUUAAGGAGGAAGGAACCAAACACGUGCUGAUCCUCUACAACGUCCGUAUGGACAUGGCUGGAGGCGUCGACUUCUCAGCAGCCAAUGCCAAAUCCAACGCUCAGCUCCGAGUCAAAGCUCGGUCCAUUGGGCUGAUGCGUCCUCUGAAGGACGUGACGGUGACGGCCGGAGAGACGGCGACCUUCGAGUGUGAGCUGUCAUACGAAGGCAUCGAAGUGGAGUGGUUCCUAGGAGGACAGAAGAUGGAGGCCAGUGAUCGGGUGAAGACUCGCGUGGCGGGACGAGUUCAUGCUCUGACCAUCAGAGACGUGAAGCUGUCGGAGGCCGGCGAAGUCAAACUGACCGCCAAAGACUUCCUGACUCAGGCUCAGCUCAUCGUCAGAGAGCCACCAGUGGAGUUCACGAAGCCUCUGGAGGACCAGACGGUGGAGGAGGAGGCGACCGCCACGCUCGAGUGUGAAGUUUCCAGAGAGAAUGCAGAGGUGACGUGGUUCAGGGAAGGGCAGGAACUCAGGAAGACCAAGAAGUACGACAUGAUAGUCGAUGGACGCAAGAGAGCGCUCGUCAUCCACGGCUGCGCUCCAGAAGACGCAAAGAUGUACACGUGUGAUGCCAAAGAGUUCAAGACUUCCUGUUUCCUGGAGGUCACACCUCCUCACGUGGAGUUCACAAAGCCUCUGCAGGAUGUCGAGGUAAAAGAGAAAGAAUCUGCCAGGUUUGAAUGUGAAGUGUCCCGCGAGUCGGCCAAGGUUCGUUGGUUCAAAGACGGCAGUGAGAUCAGGAAAGGAAAGAAGUACGAGAUCAUCGCUAAAGGCGUCCAGAGGAUCCUCAUCGUCCACAAGUCAGUGUUUGACGACGAGGCCGAGUACGAGUGUGACGCCAGAACCUCCAAGACAUCCGGCAUGCUCACAGUUAUCGAGGAGGCAGCCAGGUUCACCAAGAACCUGUCCAAUGUGGAGGGGACGGAGACGGAUAGUGUGAAGAUGAUUUGCGAGGUGUCGAAGGCCAACGCCGAGGUCACGUGGUACAAAGGAGACGAGGAACUGCCUGAGGGCGGACGCUACGAGCAGAUCAUGGACGGACGCAAGAGGAUCCUGAUCAUCCAGGACCUGAGGAUGGACGACGCCGGCGAGUACAACUGCAGGCUGAGUCCCACCGUCAGGACGUCCGCCAGGCUCAAACUCAACGAACUGGCGGCCGAGUUCAUCGCCCGUCCUCAAAACCAGGAGGUGGUGGAGGGUGAGAAGGCCGAGUUCGCCUGCUCCGUCUCCAAGGAAACCUACGAGGUGAAAUGGUUCAGAGGAGACAAGGAGGUAGAAUCAGGGGACAAGUAUACCAUUGUCAGCGAAGGAAAGAGAAGAGCUCUUAUUGUGAAAAACUGCGAGCUGAAGGAUGAAGGAGGCUACGUCGCCCACAUCGGCGCCGUCAGAGCCUCCGCUGAUCUGCUUGUGAUUGAGAAACUGAGGAUCAUCACGCCAAUUAAAGACACGGAGGUGAAGGAAGGAAGUGAGAUCAUGUUCAACUGUGAGACAAACACAGAGGGAGCGAAGGCCAAGUGGCUAAAGAACGAGGAGACGAUAUUUGAGAGCAGCAAGUACAUGAGAACCAGCCCUUCAUUUGUAACAGAGUAA